This is a messenger RNA of Camellia sinensis, 1543 nucleotides long. The record is from RefSeq and is a predicted model, not a curated record. Lineage: Eukaryota; Viridiplantae; Streptophyta; Magnoliopsida; Ericales; Theaceae.
AUGGCCAAGCAAAAUCUUAGUGAGUUAUUCUGGUGUGAGCUUGGGACCAUGAGUCUAGAAGGGAUCUUAGAAGAGCAUCACACCCCUGCCUCGCCAGAGGAAUCAGGAGACUCCGAAAUUUCCUCAUCGUCGCUGCUAACAUUUCAUCGAUUCCCACACAUUGCCGGUGUGCCAAUCGGCUCACCGCCGACAGCCUUUCCUCACCGCCGCCGUUGGUUUCUCCUUCCCUUGCUGCCGAUCGUUAGCCUCUCCUUUCCUCACCACCGCUGCUGUGCCGAUCGGUUCACCACCACCGCUGGAAAUGCUCAGAGACUGGAAGUGCGUGUAGUCACAUGGAACAAUGAUGAGCUUGCAACAGAGGCACUACCUGUCCAUGGCUUUGAGCAUUACAAGACAAAGGAUUAUGCCCUUGCUCAUGCUCCAUUCUCAGGUAGCAGCUAUGCAGGUGGGCAGUGGGCUACUGGUGAUGAGCCAUUAUACUAUAUUGUAUCCCCAAAGGAUGUAGUUAUUGCAAAACCUAGGGAUGCAAAAGAUCAUAUUUCUUGGCUUCUUCAACAUGGAUGGCAUGAAAAAGCUUUAGCAGCAGUUGAAGCUGGGCAGGGACGAAGUGAUCUUCUUGAUGAGGUGGGGUCUAGCUAUCUUGAUCAUUUGAUUGUGGAAAGGAAAUAUACUGAAGCCGCAUCAUUAUGUCCCAAAUUGUUGCGAGGACCGACUUCAGCAUGGGAGAGAUGGGUUUUCUACUUUGCUCAUCUUCGUCAGCUUACUGUAUUGGUUCCAUACAUACCAACUGAAAACCCAAGGUUAUGUGAUACUGCUUAUGAGGUAGCUCUUGUUGCUCUGACAACAAAUCCAUCUUUUCACAAGGAUCUCUUGUCAACUGCCAAAUCUUGGCCGCCUGUAAUUUAUUCUGCUUUGCCUAUUAUCUCAGCCAUAGAACCUCAGCUUAAUACUUCAUCCAUGACUGAUGCACUAGGAGAGGCACUAGCAAAGUUGUAUGUAAUUGAUGGACGGUACGAGAAAGCUUUUGCACUAUAUGCUGAUCUUAAGAAGCCAGAUAUAUUUGACUUUCUCAAAAAACAUAACUUACAUAAUGCUCUUCGUGAAAAGGUUGUCCAACUGAUGAUGACAGAUUGCCAACGUGUAGUACCAUUGUUGACCCAACACAGAGAGUUGAUCACUGCAUCAAAAGUUGUUUCAUAACUUUUGGCUGCAGGAAAUAAGUGUGAUCCCAGAUACUUUUUACAUCUGUAUCUACUUUCACUAUUUGAAGCUAACCCGCAUGCUGGAAGGGAUUUUCAUGAUAUGCAGAUUCGAGAUUUGAUAUGGACAUGUUUGUUAAUUUGGAGAGCAGAAGCUAGCUCAUUUUGUGUUUUUUUUCAUAUUACCUUACUAUUUAGUUGCGUUGUAAAUUUUAUAUUUUUGUUGGUAUUACAGAUCAUGUUUCGUUAUCCACACUUGAUAUUUUAUUUUUGUUGAUAUUAGUAGACAUGUUUUUUGUGGAUAUUAGGAGACGUGUUUGGUAAUCCGCAUACGGUUGAUAUUA